AUGAGCAAAACGCUCUUCACCGUCCCGAUCCCGCCACUAGGCGCCCACCCAGGAGGCGCCAUCGUAGCCACCGAGCCGGCGCCGGCCGUCUACCUUCUGACCAUCACCUCCCCACCCGAUAACCGCCUGACAACAGCAUCCUGCACCGCCCUGCUCGACGCCCUCGACCUGGUCGAGUUUGGCAGUUACAAGCCCGGCGUGCUGGUCACCACCAGCGGCGUCCCCAAAUUCUACUCCAACGGCCUCGACCUGGAGCACGCCUUGGCGACAGAAGGGUUCCUGCCGGGCGUGCUGUACAAGCUGUUUGCGCGCCUCCUGACCUACCCCAUGCCGACCGUCGCCCUCGUACCGGGCCAUGCCUUCGCCGCGGGCCUGAUGCUGGCCAUGCACCACGACUACCGCGUCAUGAGCCCUGCGCGGGGCUUUGCGUGCGUGAACGAGCUUGAUUUUGGCGUGCCGCUGAAGCCGGCCAUGAGCGGGAUCUUUCGGCUCAAGGUGUCGCCGUCGACGUACCGGGCGCUUGUGCUCGAGGCGCACCGGUUUGGGGGGCAGGCGGCGCUGGAGGCGGGGAUUGCUGAUCGACUGGGUGGGCUUGACGCCGUUUUGGAGCUGGUGAGGGAGAAAAAGUUGACGAGCAAGGCCGCGACGGGGAUCUACGGGCUGCUGAAGGCCGAGAUGUAUCGCGAGAGUGUGGCCUUGUUGAGUGUGGAGGGGUAUCAGAUGGGGGAGGAGGCCCAUCGGAGGUUGGCCGAGGGCGAGGACAAGAGGCGGGCCGAGGUGGAGAGCAGGGUCGGGGGUUUGAAGGAGAAAGCGAAGGCCAAGUUGUAGGUGGGAGCGUGCCAUGUCUGUCCUGCCUUGCGCAUGGAACAUUGCUGGUAUCGAGCGAUCGUCCUGAAUUGACCCAAAGCGUUCCUGUCUGGUCUGGUGGGAGUAACCCUCAAAGCCAUCUUGCCACAACAAAUGUCAGUGUCUAUAAGAUUCCGUUAUCCCU
Parathielavia appendiculata is the source of this 991-nucleotide messenger RNA. RefSeq names its product ClpP/crotonase. Gene Ontology annotation, molecular function: delta(3)-delta(2)-enoyl-CoA isomerase activity. NCBI's taxonomy places the organism in Eukaryota, Fungi, Ascomycota, Sordariomycetes, Sordariales, Chaetomiaceae. Gene Ontology annotation, cellular component: peroxisome. Bases 1 to 828 code for a protein of 275 amino acids. The record is from RefSeq and is a predicted model, not a curated record. Gene Ontology annotation, biological process: fatty acid beta-oxidation. The transcript has a single exon.